AUGGGUCUGACAGAGGCGCACAGCGGCGAGAAGGGCAAGAGCCUAUCCCCAGACCGUCAAUUCGAUGGAUCGGACUCGGAAGCCCCCCAGUUCUCGAACAUCAAUGAACGCAAGUUGAUGGCCAAGAUCGAUGGGCGCCUUCUGCCGUGCAUCUGUAUCUUGUACCUGCUUGCUUUCUUGGACCGUGUCAAUAUCAGUAACGCGGCAAUCCUUGGACUCAAGACCGACUUGAACAUCGAAAAAGGUACCAAGUACAACACAGCAUUGACGAUCUUCUUCGUGCCAUACAUUGUUUGCGAAAUUCCGGCGAAUAUCCUGUUGAAGAAGCUAAAGCCUCACGUUUGGUUGUCCUUUUGCAUGUUUAUGUUCGGCGUCGUGAUGAUUUGCCAGGGCUUAGUGACAAAUUGGGGUGGAUUGAUGACCACUCGAUUUUUCUUGGGGGUUUUCGAGUCGGGCAUGUUCCCUGGGUGCUUCUACCUCCUGGGUAUGUGGUAUAAGCGUAGCGAAGCCCAGAAGCGAUUCAGCUUCUUCUUCAGCUCAACGACUCUGGCCGGUGCGUUCGGUGGUUUGUUGGCCUAUGGUCUAUCGCACAUGGCUGGUGACCGAGGUUACAAUGGCUGGCGGUGGGUGUUCAUCAUUGAAGGCGUUAUCACCGCGGCCGUCGCAAUCAUCCUCUUCUUCUUCAUUCCCGACUUCCCGGAGGAGGCCAAGUGGUUGACCGAGGAGGAGCGCGAAUUCGUCCGCGAGAAGCUGGCCAAGGAUGUGGGCAAGUCAGCUCAUCACGUCAAGAUGGGCUGGCGUGAGAUCAAGGGCGUCUUGUUAGACUACAAGGUCAUUCUCGGUGGCUUCAUGUACUUUGGUCUCAUCGUCCCGGCGUACAGCUAUGCCUAUUUUGCCCCUUCGAUUAUCCAGAGCUAUGGAUAUAGUGCGGUUCAAACCCAGUUGUACUCGAUUCCUCCUUGGGCAGCUGCAUUUGUAUUUUCCAUGAUAGUGGCUUUCUGCUCGGAUCGCAUGAAGCACCGCUUUGCCUUUACAAUCAUUACAGUGUGCAUCGCCAUUGCUGGUUUUGCCAUGCUCUUCAGUAUCCACGGCAAGGAGCACAGGCACGCCGAGUACGGUGCGCUCUUCCUGGUGACUUGUGGUGCUUAUAGUGCUAUGCCUGUCAUCGUGUGUUGGUUCGCUAUGAACUUGGGUGGUCAUCACCGUCGCAGCGUGGGAACUGCAUGGCAGGUCGGAUUCGGCAACAUUGGCGGUAUCAUUGCCACCUACUCCUUUAUCUCGAGCGAGGCACCUUACUACAAGUCCGGUUUCAGCAUUUGUAUAGCAUGGUGCUGCUUGUCCAUUGUUGCAUGCUGCCUCUAUUUCGGUGCUAUUUGGUUCGAGAACCGCAAGCGUGACCGCGCUGCCAUUGACCCGAACGCUGUCUCGGAGGAACAGGAAGAAUACCAGGGCGAUCUCGCACCCACUUAUCGUUACCAAUUUUAG
Penicillium maclennaniae is the source of this 1485-nucleotide messenger RNA. Its product is annotated as putative MFS transporter. Bases 1 to 1485 code for a protein of 494 amino acids. Gene Ontology annotation, biological process: transmembrane transport. Gene Ontology annotation, cellular component: plasma membrane. Gene Ontology annotation, molecular function: transmembrane transporter activity. Lineage: Eukaryota; Fungi; Ascomycota; Eurotiomycetes; Eurotiales; Aspergillaceae. The record is from RefSeq and is a predicted model, not a curated record. The transcript has 7 exons.